UGGUUUUAUUUGUUUCCUAAACAGAGAAUUCCAAUUCCCAUCCCAGCGAUUAGUUGGCUCUUCCUAUAGCGUAUUAUUGCAGCUACUGACCAAUAAUAGCAGAGCAAACUCCUCAUCGAAAUCUCGGGGGUAUGGAUCCAGAUACAGUUGCGAAAGCAUUCGUUGAUCACUACUACUCCACCUUCGAUACCAAUCGGGCCGGGCUUGCUAACCUCUACCAAGAAGCUUCUAUGUUAAGUUUCGAAGGCGUGCAGAUUCAAGGUGCUCAGAGUAUCGUAGGUAAACUCACCAGUCUCCCUUUCCAGCAAUGCAAACACGACAUCAACACUGUCGAUUGUCAGCCAUCUGGUCCUGCUGGCGGUAUGCUUGUCUUUGUUAGCGGUAAUCUUCAACUUCCCGGCGAACAACACGCCCUCAAAUUCAGUCAGAUUGCGUUACUUUGUUUUCUGAAGCAUUGCCUGAUUGUUUCCUUCCUAGUUGUCGUAUAGCAGAGGCCUAUUAUUAUAAGAAACAGCGACCAUUCUUAAAUGGGCGGUCUUCGGCCUCAUCCUUAAAACACAUCAUGCAGACAGAUUAUGUGAUGUCAUCAUACACAACUAGAAGAUAAGGUUGCCGGAUACUCUGUUUUCAGUUUCUUUUCCUUUCUCCUGCUUUUUAUUUCCCUUGAAUGUGUCCCUAAUAUCCAAAUGCACCACAAAAAAAACUUCUGUCUUUGAUGAUUCGAAAAAAAUGACAAGGGACAGUGAGUUGCUUUUAGUAUUGGCAAUUGAGACCUCAGUUUCUUUUUUCUGGAGUUUGUAUUUCUGAUAAUAGCUUUGCUGCAUUGUCUCUGGAUAUUUGGAGAAACUGCAGAUGCUAAAGCCUCCUAUCAAAUUUGACCUUUAUAUUUAAUUCUAUGCUAUGCUAGAUGCUUUAUUAGUCGUUCCU
This is a messenger RNA of Lycium ferocissimum, 927 nucleotides long. Its product is annotated as nuclear transport factor 2B. Gene Ontology annotation, biological process: nucleocytoplasmic transport. The coding region runs from base 132 to 488 and encodes 118 amino acids. Lineage: Eukaryota; Viridiplantae; Streptophyta; Magnoliopsida; Solanales; Solanaceae. The record is from RefSeq and is a predicted model, not a curated record. The transcript is spliced from 2 exons. Gene Ontology annotation, cellular component: nuclear pore central transport channel.